Molecule: messenger RNA, 4431 nt
Organism: Solanum dulcamara
Lineage: Eukaryota; Viridiplantae; Streptophyta; Magnoliopsida; Solanales; Solanaceae
Exons: 7
Coding region: 1-4431 (1476 amino acids)
Molecular function (GO): nucleic acid binding; RNA-DNA hybrid ribonuclease activity
Source: RefSeq, a predicted model, not a curated record
AUGAGUAGUAUUCUCAGUUGGAAUGUGAGGGGUAUUAAUACCCAGGGUGUCAUGGAAAGACUUCAAUCCCUGAAGAGUAUCCAUCAGAUUUCCUUAUUUGCUAUCCUGGAACCUUUUUCUGAUAGCUCUCAAAUUCAUCAGUUCAGAAACCAGCUUAACAUGGACAAUGCUAUUAGCAACCCAAAUGGUAAGAUUUGGUUGUUUUGGAACAAAGAUGUGGAUUGUAGGAUUCUGGAAAAUGGGGAACAGCACUCAAAUACAACCCUCCCUUGGUGUACCUUAGGUAACUUCAAUGUUAUCACUGAACCUGAAGAGAAACUGGGGGGUGUUACCUACAAUAUGAGAAAGAGCUUGGAGUUCAUAAGCAUCAUUCAAGCCUGUGGUCUUCAGGAUUUGGGAUUCUCUGGACAGAAAUACACUUGGUCUAAUCAGAGGGGUAUCUUCUUUAGAAUCUGGAAGAGAUUAGAUAGAGGUAUGGUCAAUGACAAAUGGCUGGAAGUGAUGCCUCAGACUACUAUCACUCACUUACCUACUGUUGGCUCUGACCAUUGCCCUCUCCUGUUAGAGUUCACUGAGCACCAUCAACACCACAUCAAGUAUUUUAAAUUCAUGAAUUGUUGGACAGACCACCACUCCUUCAUGGAUACUGUUAGCAACUGCUGGAACAGGAACAUUGAGGGUAAUCCCAUGUGGUGUUUUCAUCAGAAAAUGAAGAGAUUAUCUAAUACUCUUAGUAGGUGGUCCAGGAUGCAGUUUGGGGACAUCUAUGCUAAGGUGAAAGAGUAUGAAGCCAAGGUUAGACAAGCUGAGGAGGAUCUGAUUCUUCUUAACUCUGAGGAAUGUAGAGCCAAUCUUCAUGCCAUCAAUGCUGAGUAUAUUAGAUAUCUUAAGUUGGAGGACUCCAUGCUCAAACAAAAGACUCAGUUGCAAUGGUUCAAAGAGGGGGACAAGAACUCCAAGUACUUUCAUGCAAUCAUCAGAGGAAGAAGAAGGAAACUCUUCAUCCAUAGGAUUCAAAAUGAUGAAGGUAACUGGUUGCAAGGGGAUGAUGACAUAGCUAGGGCUGCUUGUGAUCAUUUCCAGAAUAUUUUCACUGGUGAAGACACUCAUAUUCAGGAGGAUGCCCUUCAAUGUAUUCCUAAGCUUGUCACAGAUGAUCAAAACAGAGACCUCCAAGCUCUCCCCACCUUAGAGGAACUGAGGACUGUGGUCUUCUCUAUAAACCCCAACUCAGCAGCUGGCCCUGAUGGAAUGAAUGGUAAGUUUUUUCAGGAGUGCUGGGAGAUCAUCAAAGAAGAUCUAUUCAGAGUGGUCCUUUCUUUCUUUAAUGGUCAAACAUUGCCUAAGUACUAUACGCAUACCUGUUUGGUUUUACUCCCAAAAGUAAAUUAUCCAACCAAGCUCUCAGAAUUCAGGCCUAUUAGCCUUAGCAACUUUACCAAUAAGAUUAUUUCCAAGCUUUUAUGCCUCAGACUAGCACCUACUCUUCCUACUCUUAUUUCCCCUAACCAAUCUGGUUUUGUUAAAAAUAGGAGUAUCUCUGAGAACAUCAUGCUAGCUCAAGAAAUCAUUCACCAAAUUGAGAAGCCUAAUGUAUGUGGUAAUGUGGUCAUUAAGCUGGAUAUGGCCAAGGCCUAUGAUAGAGUCUCUUGGUCCUAUAUCUGUUUGGUCUUGAGGAAAAUGGGCUUUGGAGAAGGGUUCAUUGAUAUGGUAUGGAGAAUUAUGUCUCACAAUUGGUAUUCCAUCAUUAUUAAUGGCUCAAGACAUGGUGUUUUUCACUCCACAAGAGGUCUGAAGCAAGGGGACCCUUUUUCUCCCUCUCUGUUCAUCCUUGGGGCUGAAGUUUUAUCUAGACUCCUGAACAAUCUCCAUCAUCAUCCUAAUUAUCAGGGUUUCUUCAUGGCAAAGAGGGGGCCUCAAAUUAAUCAUCUCAGCUUUGCAGAUGAUGUUAUCAUCUUUUCUUCUGGGAGAGCCCAAACUUUGCAACUCAUUAUGGAAACCUUGCACACUUAUGAGAGUACCUCUGGUCAGCUGAUCAACAGAGACAAGAGCCAGUUCAUGGUCCCUUCUAAUGCCUUCAAUUCUACUGUAAGAAGAAUUAAGAAGGUCACUGGCUUCAGGCAAAAGGAUAUCCCUAUCACUUAUCUGGGGUGCCCUCUUUACAUUGGCAGACAAAAGCUCAUAUAUUACUCUGAUUUGAUUGCCAAGGUUGUGAAUAGAAUAACAGGGUGGCAGGCUAAGAUCCUCAACUAUGGAGGCAGAGUCACUUUGGUUAAACAUGUCAUCCCAGAACUCCCCAUCCACCUGUUGUCAGCUAGCUCCCCUCCUGUAACCAUUCUCAAACAGAUUCAGAGUAUCACUGCAAACUUCUUCUGGGGGUGGAAGAAUGACAAGAGGAAGUACCACUGGUCUUCCUGGAAAAACCUUAGCUACCCCUAUGAUGAAGGUGGUAUUGGUGUUAGACAACUCUCUGAUAUGGCCAAGUCUUUCCAAUAUAAACAGUGGUGGACUUUUAGAACUAAGAACUCACUAUGGGGAGAUUUUACCAAAGCAAAGUACUGCCAAAGAUCCAAUCCCAUCACCAAGAAAUGGCACACUGGACAAUCUUUGAUAUGGAAGCAUCUUAUGAAGAACAAGCACAAAGUUGAGCCUCACAUCCAAUGGCAAAUACAGUCUGGCUCUUGCCUCUUUUGGUGGGACAACUGGUUGGGAGUGGGUCCUUUAUCCCAAUUCAACAACAACAGCUGCAGGCUUAACAACACCACUGUUUCAGCCUUCAUGGACAAUGGACAAUGGAACACUGAUCUUCUCCUCCAGCAGGCCCCUCCACAGAUGGUGUCUAAUAUUCUUGCUACUCACAUCAAUUACCAACCCCUCCAGCAGGACCAACCAUGUUGGACACUAAACAACAACGGGGAGUUUAGAUGUUCUUCUGCUUGGAAUAUCAUCAGAGACAAGAGACCCAAAACCAGGAUUAACUCCAAUACCUGGCAUCAAUUCAUACCUUUCAAAUGUUCCUUUCUUGUUUGGAGAGACCUUAGGGGAAAGUUACCAACCAAUGAGAAAAUAACCAGCUUUGGACACUCUCCUUCACAAUGCUUUUGCUGCUACAGACCUGGCCAAGACACUAUAGACCAUAUCUUUGUUGCAGGAGCAUUUGCCAGGAGUACUUGGAGUAUGUUUGCUGACUCUGUGGGCAUAAGCAAGGAGUACACACCUCUUAGAAAUUUGUUAAUGAGAUGGUGGACCUCUAAAUGCAGAAAUGAGGCUCACAAGCUCAUGAUACAAGCACUCCCUAUCUUCAUAUGCUGGAACCUCUGGAAGAAUAGAUGUGCUUCAAAAUAUGGAGGAAAGCAUUCUAACCUUGCAAGAGUAAAGUUCUCUGUCUUUAAAGACACUUCCCACUUGCUGCACAGUGCUUUUCCCUAUAUCAACUGGCCAAACAACUGGAGGGACCUGGUUCUAUUGGUUGAGAAAUGCUACCAUGAUAUCAAGAUUAUCCCUAUAUGCUGGUCCAAACCCUCUGACCACCUGCUGAAGCUAAACACUGAUGGCAGUGCCCUCAACACCCCUGGGUACAUUGGAGGAGGAGGAAUCCUUAGGAAUGCAUCUAGUGAACUCAUGUUUGCUUAUGCAAUCCCUUUAGGGACUAGAACUAACAAUCAAGCAGAGAUCAAAGUUGCUAUCUUUGGUCUCUCUUGGUGCCUCCAUCUUGGUUAUAUGCAGGUUAUUCUAGAGGUUGAUUCCCAGCUACUCCUUAAAUGGCUGCAACAUGAAGCAAAGCCUCCAUGGUCCAUCAAAGAGAUGCUGGACAAACUCAAUACCAUCAUCCUCAAUUUCCAAGAGUUCAGUUGUAACCAUGUUUUCAGGGAAGCCAACUCUACAGCUGAUAUUCUUUCCAAGCACAGUCAUAAGUGCACUGCCCCUGAACUCUAUUUCAACACGCAUGAUCUCCCCAAGGAAGCUAGAGCCCACAUGGAGUUAGAAUUGCUGGGCAUGGUAAUUACAAACUUGUACCUCCUCAUCCUUCCCUUGGAGGCACCCCCUUAUAUGUCCCAUGGUGCAGCAGGAGCAGGAUGCAUCAGGUACCAUAAGGAGCUGAUCCUGAUCACAACUAAGGGUCCCCUCUUGGAAGUAGCUUGCAACAACAUGCAUCUUAACCUCCUUUACUAUGAAAGUUCAAGAUACCUCAACAAAAGAGAAACAACAACUUGGCAUGCUAGGACUUCACCAAAUAGUCAGCCUCUCACUCAAGCCAACACCCUCCCUACAACAUCUGUAACUAAACUUCAGCAGAGUGCCUGGAGUGCUGUAUCAACAUUCUUUAACAACCAAUACAUAGAGAAAAGCACAAUUACAACUUCCAACCACCCUGCAGCAUUUAAGCUUCAGCAGGGCAGCAGGCUGUUGGAGAUCACCAACAUGCUUUAA